Kwoniella shivajii is the source of this 4305-nucleotide messenger RNA. RefSeq lists its product as uncharacterized. Gene Ontology annotation, molecular function: protein tyrosine phosphatase activity. The transcript is spliced from 34 exons. Gene Ontology annotation, cellular component: cytoplasm. Lineage: Eukaryota; Fungi; Basidiomycota; Tremellomycetes; Tremellales; Cryptococcaceae. The record is from RefSeq and is a predicted model, not a curated record. Bases 1 to 4305 code for a protein of 1434 amino acids.
AUGACGGCACCAACAUCACCGAGAUCACCACCAGCAAUACCACAAGCAUUUCAACCUGUACGACCAUCGCCCUUAUCAACGCCUCUAUCAUCUAGUAGCGUGCCAAGAACUCAUCCGAGGAGAUCAUCAGCAGCUGCUUCAGAAGCAGCUUCAAUUUCCAACAAGAAUGCUUUUUCGUUUCCUGGGUUGAAAGGGUUGAAUGAAAAAGGUAAAGGAAGGAUAUUAGGCUUACAAGACAAGCUCAAAAAUGAAGUUGAUGGAGUCGUCAAACGUCGCUCGGGUGGAGUUCUAGGAAGAGGAUAUAUCCUAAAGACAGAUCACUAUCCUACUGGAAGAGCUAUGGAUCUAGAGCUGACCAUACAAGGGGCACCAAAUUUUCGAGCACCAGAUGAAGAAUCUUUGAACGUCUUUGGGGUCGCUCAACCCACAGAAGCAGGAUUGAAAUCUAUUCUAACCCUUUUAGCCUGUCAACCAUAUCGACCUAUUCGAAGAGUCAAAUCGAGACGAGCUUCGGUACCGGCAGGACCUUCGACACCAGGACUUGAGAGCACCAAUGGAAGCUCACAGCCUUCUUCCAGAGUGGUGUCUUCUACCAUGGUAAGAACGCUUAGCUCAGGCGAGGGAGAGGAAGAUGGAAGAGCCAUCUGGUUCAGUACGCGAGAAGAAACAUUAGUGUAUUGUAACGGCCGUCCUUAUGUCCUGAGAGAUGCAUCUACACCAUACCAGACUCUCGCUCUCUCUGACAGAGCAGAUAACUUGGAAGAUAUCGAAAGAAGACUCAAACUAGACAUUCUAGAUGAGUCAAGGAAAUAUGGCGGGAUGCUCCUGACUCACGAGGAAAUUACUGGUGGGACCAUAAUUCCUACCUGGGUCAGCAUAGACGAAGACUCGUUGAGAACCCCCAAAGAAGUAUGGGAGGAUAUGAAAAAUCUCGGUUACAGGGUCGAUUACUAUAGAAUACCAAUCGCUCCGGAUACUCCUAUCGAACACAACUACCUAGACGCAUACGUUUCAGUACUGAAAAACGUCGAUCCCCUCUCAACCGCCUUGGUAUUCAAUUGUGGUAUGGGAGUUGUUCGAACUACGUUCGCAAUGUGUGCCGCGAUGCUCAUCAGGCGGAAACAGCUUUUGUUGCAAGAAUUAGAUGAUCCUUUCUCUUCGGCUACCGCUUCCGGAGUUGCAACACCUUCACAAAUGCCUCAAGCAGCGCAAUUCCUUGAACAAGCUAAUAUUCAGCAAUCGCUCAACAAGAGUCUGCUCAAAGUGACUCGUGUCCUGGAUCGAAAUUUACCUUCCAAGCAUCCGUCAACUGCAAUCGACCUGCUUACUUCCCAGCCCGCGUUGCUUGAACAGCUGCGGAAAGCCCACAUGGGGAGUUACCAGAUCGUCAUGUCUUUACUAUCAAGUUUGGAUCACGGAAAGCAGAUGAAGAGGCUGGUGGAUGCUGUCAUCGAUGCAUGCGAUGCUGUGAUCAAUCUUAGGGAAAACGUGAUAGAGCACCGAAUCAAGUAUAGUGUGUCGUCAAUGGACGAUAAGAAUAGACAGGUCUAUCUGGACAAGGCACUCCGCGCGCUCGAACAAUAUUUCGAUCUCAUCGUAUUCGCCUCCUAUGUAGAUGAGGAGAACGCUGGAACCACAGGUGUAACGUUCUCUUCCUGGCUAAAGAGGCGACCUGAAAUUUGGAACCAAAUAAAAGUCAUGCGUCGAAGUGGCGGCAAUCGUCUGUUUGCCUUUGCCCCUGUAAACGAUCUCAGUCUCAUUUCUCGUUCAUCUGAGCUUGCAGAGAAAGGUAUCAGCGCUAGACAUGAUCUGGAGAUGCAAGGAGGUAAGGUACUAGGCGACGAAUGGGCAGAACAUGUGGUCACCAAUAGAAGCGGCAUCAUGCUUCGUGCCUCAACCCUGCUUAAAUCCGAUCUCUGGUUGACAAAAUCCGCUUCAUCCACGGAAGGUGUAAGAGGGGCUACCGGUUUCCGAAAGAUCAAAGGAAGUACGAUCUAUGCUACAGGUCAACCGACUCAGGAUGCUAUAUCGACAAUACUACAAACUGUCCACCAGAAGUCUCCACAUAUCCACAACGUAAUAUGGGUUUGCCUGAGGGAAGAGCCCUUAGUGAUCAUAAAUGGUUCGCCAUAUUGUCUUCGUCGGGACGGGACAGCUUUACGAAACAUGCGAGAUUAUACCGGCGUAUCAUCAUCAAGGCUCGAGGUGCUAGAGCAGAGGCUCAAGAGCGAUGUGAUAGCUGAAAUCGAUCAAUUCCAGGGAAGAGUCUUACUUCAUACCGAAACACCUGAUGGAGAAGUAGUACCUGUCUGGGAGAGCCUGAAUGCGAUGGAUGUGGCUUCUCUCAGAGAAGUGAUGGACGAUGUAGCGGUCGCAUCGACCAACAUUCAGUUGCAUUUCAUCAGGAUCCCUAUCACCUCUGAAUCUUCUCCUGAUUUCCACGAUAUAACCGAGCUUUUGGAUCUCUGUAUGAGAACCGACCUUUCCAAGUCGGCUAUCAUUCUGAACGACCAAUUGGGGAGAGGUAGAAGCUCCACAACAGCUGUCAUCGUUCUUCUUAUCCAUCAAUGGCUUCAAUCCGGUAAGGUAGCCUCCACCUCUUAUUCAACUCCCAGCACACCCUCAAAACCAAAACCGCAGAUGUUGAGAAAACAUAUCACCAACGCUCCCAGGACCAGCUGGCAGGUAAUCAAUUCUUGCUUGAGGGUAAUCAGGCAUGGUCUGGACGUCAAGCAGGCUGUCGAUGAAGCUAUUGAUGCCACAGCAACCCAAUUCAAUCUUCGAGAAGCCAUAGAGGACACCCGUCAAAAAGCUCAAGAGGCUCAAGAUCCGAAGAUCAAACAGAAACUGACUGAGAAAGGUCUGUACCACCUCAAGAGGUACCUCCACUUGAUCCUUUUUCAAGCGUAUUUGGAUGAUCGAGCACCAGAUCAAGAAAAUCCUUAUUCUUUCGAAUCUUUCGUAAAACAUCGACCAGUCUUCAAAACCCUCGAGAAGGAAUUGGAAGAGGGUGGACUGAAGAGUCUGGCUCCUAUAGAGAGGAUGGAACCUGCAGAUGGCAUGGCCCUGCCGGACGAAGUCACACAGGUAGUUGCUAAUCGAUCAGGUGCUAUUCUAUCUGCUCAGACUAUCUUGAAGUCAGACUUCUUUUCAGGAUUGCAGAAACAGAGUUUACCGGAACGAGUGGAAGGGGCGGCCAAUUACAGAAGACUCCCGCUUGCUCUAGAAUCGGACUUGAUUGAUGAAGAACAGACGAAGCAGCGAGACGACGAUCAUCAUUAUGUGUAUGGUACCGGGAUGCCAUCUUCUGCCGGGCUACGAAACGCUUUGGACAAGAUGGAAGCUGGACCUAACGGCAAGAGAAAGGUCACUUGGACCUCUCUGCGAGAAGAACCUGUGCUGUAUGUCAAAUCUCGACCACACGUGCUACGAUUGAUUGAUAAACCAGUCACAAACAUCGAGACAACUGGAGUCACAGCGGCUGUAGUCGAACGUAUGGAGGUCGCUCUCAAGAAAGACGUUAUUCGAGAACUUCGACAGGGAAACGGUCGCUUACUGUUACACGACGAAGUGGAAACCAAACCCGGCGUAUACGAUAUCAUCCCUAUUUGGGAGACCUUAGAGGAGAGCGAAGUGAUGACACCCAAAGAGCUGUAUGAGGGUGUCGUAGCAGAAGGCUACAAGGUAGAUUAUGUCAGAGUAGCCAUUACCGAUGAACAGGCUCCCUUACCGGUCUCUUUGCAAGUCCUCGUCAAGAGGAUCGCCGAAGGAUUACAGCAAGGUACAGACUUUGUGUUUAACUGUCAGAUGGGCAGGGGGAGGACUACUACUGGAAUGACAGUCGCUUGUCUUAUCGCUACCGUUGCUUCGGACAACGAGGUGCUGGAUUUAGAUUCUUCGGAUGAUGACUUCGAUGACGAAGAGCCGAUGCCAGAAACAAAUCAAUAUCUGAAAGGUGAAUACAAAACCAUCCUUCAACUGGUUACCGUCAUGUCGCACGGAAAAGAAGCCAAGAAGAUUACAGAUCGGGCUAUAAAUGUCAUGGAGGGUGUCCAAAAUCUCAGGAAGGCAGUAUACGACUUCAAGUUACAAGUAGAUGCCACGGAACCUGGAUCUUCUAAAUACAAAGCUCAAUCUACCAGAGCUAUCAACUACUUGUACAGAUAUGGCGCCCUGAUCGUGUUGGCAAAUUUCUUACUUGAAAUCAAGGAACAAGGCAUUCCUUUGAAGGACGCUGAUUUUCCAGCAUGGUUUGAACAGCACCGGGAGAUUAGAUCGAUAUUGAGUCGAAAGGGUUUAGAUUAA